CUCGGAGCAACCCCGCCACGACCACAACGACCAUUGAAUAUCUAUCUGCGUCUGCAGCAGCAUAACUAAGAAUCCGUAAUCAUGGCGACCACAGUAGAUAAGAUUAAGGACAUUGAGGCCGAAAUGAGUAAAACGCAGCGCAAUAAAGCUACUAGUUUUCAUUUGGGACAACUGAAAGCGAAACUUGCGAAGUUAAAGCGAGAACUCUUGACUCCUACAACUAGUGGAGGUGGAGGAGGAGCAGGCUUCGAUGUUGCGAGAACUGGUGUGGCUAGUGUGGGUUUUAUUGGUUUUCCCUCUGUGGGAAAAAGUACGCUCAUGAGCAAACUUACUGGACAACACUCGGAGGCCGCAGCAUACGAAUUCACAACACUGACAACGGUGCCGGGCCAAGUUCAAUACAAUGGAGCUAAGAUUCAGAUGUUGGAUUUACCAGGUAUUAUCCAAGGUGCCAAGGACGGAAAGGGCAGAGGUCGACAAGUUAUUGCCGUGGCAAAAACCUGCCAUUUGAUUUUCAUCGUCCUAGAUGUCAACAAACCCCUCACGGACAAGGCUGUUAUCGAGAAUGAACUCGAAGGCUUCGGCAUUCGAAUCAACAAACAGCCGCCGAAUAUAGUUUUCAGAAAGAAGGAUAAGGGAGGAAUUAGCAUCACCAAUACUGUCCCGCUCUCGCAUAUUGAUCACGAUGAGAUCAAAGCGGUUAUGGGCGAGUACAAGAUAUCAUCAGCAGACAUCGCAAUCCGAUGUGACGCCACAAUCGACGACCUCAUUGACGUUUUGGAGGCCAAGAGCCGAAGCUAUAUUCCAGUAAUAUAUGCACUGAACAAGAUUGAUGCUAUAUCAAUAGAGGAGCUAGAUUUGUUAUAUCGGAUUCCCAAUGCAUGCCCGAUCUCGUCAGAGCAUGGGUGGAAUAUCGAUGAGCUGAUGGAGCAAAUGUGGGAUAAGCUGAACCUUGUGAGGGUAUACACAAAGCCUAAAGGAAAAUUACCCGAUUACACGCAACCCGUCGUCCUACGUUCUACAAAGUCAACGGUUGAAGAUUUUUGUAAUGCCAUCCACAAAACCAUUGUCGAGCAAUUCCGGGUGGCCAUUGUAUAUGGCAAGUCCGUCAAACACCAACCGCAGCGUGUUGGAUUAAGUCACAUACUAAGUGACGAGGAUAUCAUCACCAUCAUCAAAAAGUGACAACAUCAGGCCAGGAUGAACUUUGAUAUUCUACCAA
Messenger RNA from Mollisia scopiformis, 1222 nucleotides. Its product is annotated as GTP binding protein-like protein. Gene Ontology annotation, cellular component: cytoplasm. The coding region runs from base 82 to 1185 and encodes 367 amino acids. Gene Ontology annotation, biological process: cytoplasmic translation. Lineage: Eukaryota; Fungi; Ascomycota; Leotiomycetes; Helotiales; Mollisiaceae. The transcript has 7 exons. Gene Ontology annotation, molecular function: GTP binding; GTPase activity. The record is from RefSeq and is a predicted model, not a curated record.